This is a messenger RNA of Capsicum annuum, 654 nucleotides long. Its product is annotated as serine/threonine-protein kinase Nek6-like. Bases 1 to 654 code for a protein of 217 amino acids. The record is from RefSeq and is a predicted model, not a curated record. The transcript has 2 exons. Lineage: Eukaryota; Viridiplantae; Streptophyta; Magnoliopsida; Solanales; Solanaceae.
AUGAGUGAGGCAGCUGUUUGCAAUGGAUAUGACCAACAGGAGACUAUCUCACAAACAGAAAUUACGAUCACUCCAAGCUCGUCAAGUUCAAGGGCAAAAACAUUGUCCGAGGAACAAGAGCAUGUUUCUCCGGAUCAUGUUAGUCGAUUUGACGAGGGUGAUAUGAAGAAUAACAAGACAAAAGAGUUUGAGUCGGCAAAACCAGAUCCAGAGGCAGCACCAAGAUGCUGUGUUGCUGAAACUGAAAAUGGUAGCGAGUGUAGAGAAGUUGCUAUUGACUGCUUGUCAACUGAAUGCGAUGGUUCACUUCUACACAAAGACAAGCUAGAAAAGAAAGAAACCGCGGUUGAUGACACCAAACAGGCUAAGAAAGACGCUCUUCGAGCACUGGAUGAUAAGGUUUCGCAGCUCAAGUCACUAGCCGUAUUAGCUAGUAAGGAGGGCAAAGACGACUGGGGUAAUCCCACUGAACAAAGAACUGAAGCUUUAGAGUCUCUUUUGGAGGUUUGUGCGCAACUACUUAAGCAGGAAAAAAUCGAUGAACUUGCUGGUGUGCUGAAACCAUUCAGGGAUGAUGGAAUGUCGUCUAGAGAAACAGCAAUCUGGUUGACAAAAAGUCUCAUGACUGCACAAAAGUUGUCCAAGGGGUCGUGA